AUGGGGCUGGCAAAUCCGCCCCACGAGCCGCGCCACCGUCUGCGGCCACGCGGGGGCGCGCGGGAGGGUGCAGCGGGGAACGCAGGGAAGGCCGUCUUUAGAGCGGGUAGGUUCAUCUCCCAGGAGCAGGAUCCUAAGAGCCCACUGCCUUGCUGCGCCUUCACACCUAACAGCGGCAAGCUGCAGGGAGGGAGGAGGGCGGCGCAUCCGGACAGCAGCCUGGGCGCCUCCCCUCCCCCACGCCCGCUGUCCGGGGUGCGCAGCGCACCCCCCACCCCAAGCCGCGCAGGCUGCAGGAGCAUCUGUUGCCAUGGUUACCCGCUGCGUUCCGCUCCUCCCGCCGCCCGAGGUCCCCGCGUCGCCGGCUGCGAGCGCCACAGUCCGCUGAGCCCGGAGCUGCGGGCGCAGGCACAACCCGCAGCGGGGGCGCACCAGAGUCUGCGCACGCGCAGCAGGCUGCUGUUCCCCAUUCCUCUGUUAGCAGCAGGCGGCAGGUUCCUUCGCCCUCUCUGCAGCCAGACCUUGCGGAGUCACUUCAGGGGCGGGGCGGCCUUCCGCGGUGCGCACCCCCGACGGGACCAUCAGCGCAGCGGCCCCAGGCCCCGGCACCCUGCACACGCCCAGAAGCGCCCCCGCACCCGCAUCCCCGAGGGCCCUGGCGCCCGCACCGCCAAAGCACAACGGGCCGGGUCCGAGGGUGUCCGGCUGAGCAGCGUGGGCGAGCAGGUCUUCGCCGCCGAGUGCAUCCUGAGCAAGCGGCUCCGCAAGGGCAAGCUGGAGUACCUGGUCAAGUGGCGCGGCUGGUCCUCCAAACACAACAGCUGGGAGCCAGAGGAGAAUAUCCUGGACCCACGGCUGCUCCUGGCCUUCCAGAAGAAGGAACACGAGAAGGAGGUGCAGAACCGGAAGAGAGGCAAGCGGCCCAGGGGUAGGCCGAGGAAGCACACAGUGAUGUCCUCCUGCAGCCGGCACUCCAAGCUCAAGGAAUCUGACGCCCCCUCCAAAUCCAAAUCCAGCAGCUCCUCCUCUUCCUCCACAUCUUCCUCCUCUUCCUCAGAUGAGGAGGAUGACAGCGACCUAGAUGCCAAGAGGGGCCCCCGGGGCCGUGAGACCCACCCAGUCCCCCAGAAGAAGGCCCAGAUCCUGGUGGCCAAGCCUGAACUGAAGGAUCCCAUCCGAAAGAAGCGAGGCCGCAAGCCCCUGCCCCCAGAGCAGAAGGCAGCCCGAAGACCAGUGAGCUUGGCCAAGGUGCUGAAGACCGCCCGGAAGGACCUGGGGGCCCCAGCCAACAAGCUGCCCCCUCCUCUCAGCGCCCCUGUGGCGGGCCUGGCAGCCCUGAAGGCCCAUGCCAAGGAGGCCUGCGGUGGCUCCAGCACCAUGGCCACCCCAGAGAACCUGGCCAGCCUGAUGAAGGGCAUGGCCGGCAGCCCCAGCCGGGGCGGCAUCAGCUGGCAGAGCUCCAUCGUGCACUACAUGAACCGGAUGAGCCAGAGCCAGGCCCAGGCCGCCAGCAGACUGGCACUCAAGGCCCAGACCGCCGGCAAGUGCAGCCUCGGGCUGGACCUCAAGGUGAGGACGCAGAAGGGGGAGCUGGGGAUAAGUCCCCCAGGAAGCAAAGUCCCAAAGGCCCCUGGCAGCGGGGCUAUGGAGCAGAAAGGGGGAAGCGCAGGGGGUUCCCCACACAUCCACAGCAGCAGCAAGAUCCCUGCUGGGUGCCUGGGCCCCCAGCCUGCACCCACCCAGGAGCUGAGCCUCCAGGUCUUGGACUUACAGAGUGUCAAGAACGGCACACCUGGGGUCGGCGUGGUUGCUCGCCAUGCUACAGCCACCAAGGGCAUCCCUGCUACUAACCCAGCCACUGGGAAGGGCGCCGGGGGUGGCUCCACCAUGGGGAGUGGGGCCGGCAUGUCCACUGACACCAGUAAGAGUGAGAAGCUGGGCUCCAGGGCAGCAACUCUGCCCAGCCCUGCAGGCAAGAGGGACUGUGUCAAGGGCAGUGCAGUCCUUGGUGGGCAGGAGGGCCACACAGCCUCUGGAGAAGUGCGCAAAGCGGCCGCGCUGUCAGAGAUGAGCACUGGCGAGGAGAACAGCAGCUCUGACUCAGACCCCGACUCUGCCUCGCCACCCAGCGCUGGACAAAACCUCUCCGUGUCUGUCCAGACUAGCCAGGACUGGAAGCCCACUCGAAGCCUCAUUGAGCACGUCUUUGUCACCGACGUCACUGCCAACCUCAUCACGGUCACAGUGAAGGAGUCCCCCACCAGCGUGGGCUUCUUCAACCUGAGACAUUACUGAUGCCCUAAGGCUGCCAGGUCUAGCCUGCCAUUCUCUGGCUUUUGAUAAGUGACCUGGACCCCGGCCCUGCCUGUGACUUCUGGCAGGAGUGGUACCUUGAUGCCUUGCUGGGCCCAGCCUUGCCCUUGUUCCUACCUCUGGGCCUUCACUUCGCUUCCCAUUUGCCUCAGGAAGUCUGGGUGGCCCCCUGUGGCUCUGACCGAAUGUUUCUCAAGCCCCUCCAGUGGUUGUGCUGUUGGAACUGCCCGCUCUGGCCUGUGAUGACAGAUUGGUGGUCACCUUCCUCCCCGUUUCCCAGGGGCACAGGUGUUAGAGGAGGGAGCUCCUCCUGGUCCAGUUUGGCUGUUCCUGCCCAGCAGUGGGGAGAGUGGAUUGCGGGGUGGGAGAAAGCAGGGCCUUGGGGGACUGCUCCAGGGAGGGCUCGAUGAAAUUUUU
Ceratotherium simum simum (southern white rhinoceros) is the source of this 2730-nucleotide messenger RNA. NCBI's taxonomy places the organism in Eukaryota, Metazoa, Chordata, Mammalia, Perissodactyla, Rhinocerotidae. The record is from RefSeq and is a predicted model, not a curated record.